GUCAGGCCUGAAAGAACAGCACUGCUAACCACUUAGGAGAGAUAAGGAGAAAAAGAGUAAUUUACUGAACAGCAGGAAUCAGUUUUAACCUUUGAACAAGCAUAACUUCACAUGAUGGAAAGAAAGCUGUCAGCAAUAGCUCGACUGCUGCUUCUCUGCUGCACCUUUACUGACCAGACCCAUCAGCAUAAGGUGCAAAAACCCACAUUAACGUCUCAAGGCCAAGACUGUACAGCCAUCAAAGAUUCCAGUCCUAAUGCUCAAAGUGGAAUUUACAUUAUACAGCCGAAAGGAGUUCCAGUACCUUUCAAGGUGUACUGUGAGAUGCUGGCCGAUGGGGGCUGGACAGUGUUCCAGAGACGUACAAGGGGGAAAGUAUCCUUCCAGAGAAACUGGGCAGAGUACAAACAUGGCUUUGGAUACCUCGAAAAGGAUCACUGGUUGGGCCUGGCCAAAGUGUGGGCUCUUACCAGGAGCAAUGAUCAGAAGUCCAUCCUCAGAGUAGGCCUGUGGGACUUUGAGGGGGGAUCAGCUUUUGCAGAGUACAGAGAUUUCAGAAUUGGCGAUGAGGCGGCGGCCUACAAACUGAGUGUCGGAACUUAUAAAGGCACUGCAGGUGAUGCUAUACGCGGAGCAUACAGUGGUAUUGACCAGAAUGGCUUUGGAUUCAGCACAAAGGACCGAGACAAUGACGGCUGCUCCCCGUGCAUCUUUGGAGACAUCGCUGAGCGCGAAUGUAGCUCAUCAGAGGGUGGGGGCGGCUGGUGGUUCAGCCGUUGUGGCUCAGCCAACCUCCACGGAGACUGGCACCCAGCGGGGGACAACAUAGGCUGGGCGUCAGGGGUGCACUGGCGCACGUGGAAAGGCCCGGCCCCAUACUCCCUACAAGCCACUCGAAUGAUGGUGAAGUCUGUGUGAGGACACCUCAUCCAGUGUGACACUCAGAGGGUUUAAUCUGAGACACUCAGGCUUCUGGUCCAGUAAGAUUUCUGUGCUUGCUCCAGUAAUUUCAUUGAGUGAAAAUUGUGUUCUUAUUUCUCUUAGUUCUCUCACUUUAUACGGCGGCAGUCGCAUCACGCACAGCUUUGCAGUAUAUCUAGUUGAGGUGACUGAUGUGAUCAGGCUAUUGAUAUUUUAGAAGAGUGAGUAAACAUAAUCACACACACAUGUCUAUACCCUGUGGAGUGGCCCAACAUACUGUGCAUAAAAUGGGCCGCCACAGACCUGGCCGACCAUUCUGGAUCUUUUUUGUGGGAGUAUAUAUUGAGUGCAUAUUAUGUAGGAAUAAAGUGUAUAUUAAGUAUAAAUAAAGUUUCAUUAAAUGUCAAUCUCUGUGUGCUACUUCUGUUUGCGCCUCCUGUUCCUUGUGUCUCUGGGUCAUUAUGGAUGUAGUCUUUGGCAUGAUCACACAAAACACCUUUUACUUUUUUUUUGUUCUGAUUUAUGUAUGCCCAAUAUAUUUAUACAUUUCCUAAAUGCUAUGGACCCUUUUGGUGUCUGAAAUAAAGAUUUGAUUCAUUGA
Alosa sapidissima (American shad) is the source of this 1522-nucleotide messenger RNA. Its product is annotated as angiopoietin-related protein 5-like. Bases 112 to 918 code for a protein of 268 amino acids. Gene Ontology annotation, biological process: angiogenesis; Tie signaling pathway. Gene Ontology annotation, molecular function: receptor tyrosine kinase binding. Lineage: Eukaryota; Metazoa; Chordata; Actinopteri; Clupeiformes; Clupeidae. The record is from RefSeq and is a predicted model, not a curated record. The transcript is spliced from 7 exons.